Messenger RNA from Lingula anatina, 655 nucleotides. RefSeq lists its product as uncharacterized. Lineage: Eukaryota; Metazoa; Brachiopoda; Lingulata; Lingulida; Lingulidae. Gene Ontology annotation, biological process: regulation of transcription by RNA polymerase II. Gene Ontology annotation, molecular function: cyclin-dependent protein serine/threonine kinase regulator activity. The record is from RefSeq and is a predicted model, not a curated record.
UCAUCAAUACAUGUGCUCCGAAGCUGUUACCGAGAAAUGUGGAGAAAUGCUGUAAAUGCCGGCUGCCGGGAUAAAUGACUGUUUAAAAGUUAUAAGAGAAGCAUAAACGUAUUUAUCUACAACGCUUGAUAUUCCCAGCAUGCCUUGUUGGUACUAUGAUAAAGAUGAGUUUCAGAAAACUCCGUCCCAGGCAGACGGCAUUGACCAGGAAACAGAGGCCCGAUACCGCAAGGAGGGGGCCAGGUUUAUUAUUGAUGCUGGCAACAAACUAGGACUUCGUUAUGACACGUGUGCCACAGGAGUCGUGUACUUCCACAGGUUUUACAUGUACCAUUCCUUUAGAGAAUUCCACAGAUAUGUGAUGGGUGCCUGCUGUCUAUUCCUGGCUGGGAAGGUAGAGGAGACACCUAAGAAGUGCAAGGACAUCAUUAAGACAGCAAGGUCCAUGUUGCCUGACCAACAUUUCAUGGUGUUUGGAGAAGACCCCAAGGAGGAAGUGAUCACUAUGGAGAGAAUUCUGCUACAAACCAUCAAGUUUGACCUGCAGGUGGACCACCCCUAUUCAUUCCUGCUUAGGUUUGCCAAAGGCAUCAAAGGUGAGCAAAAUUAUUUUUCUUGUUUAAUUUUAUCUCAUGAUUAUGUGCAGCAUGUAUAA